AUGGAGCAAAGUACACUCGCACGUCGUGGAGUCGGUCUUCGUGGCCUCGACCCUGACUUGGUAUGCCCAGGUUAUCUUCUCUAUGCCCACCUCACCAGCCCGGGCACCGUUCGGUUGAUUGCGAAUGAUGGAAUGGAGGUACACCGCUGGAACAUCCCUUACCGACCUGGGCGUCAUGCUCGCAUCCUCCCCAACGGAAACCUAGCUUACAACGGCGUUCACCCUGAUGGGCCAAAUUUAUUUCCCAUGUGGCAGAAGUACCGCGGCGGAGUAAUGAUGCAGGUCGAUCCCGAUGGCAAGGUCGUGUCUGAAUAUCGGGAUCCGCUGGCACAUCACGACCAGCACCACCUCGACAAUGGCCAGAUCCUUUAUACGACACUGGAGGCUCUCACCUCAGAACAAGCCGGGACAGUGCCUGGCGGCAUUCCUUCCUCCGAAGCGCCAGACGGGAACGUCUACGCAGACUGUAUCAAGCUCGUGGAUCCUACCGAUGACGGCAAAGUUCUAUUCCACUGGCGCGCCAUCGAACACCUUGACCCUGCAAAGUUCCCUCUCCAACCGCACUACGCGCGAGAACAUUGGCCACUUAUCAACAGCGUGCACCUGCUCAGAGACGGCAACAUCCUCGCAUCCCUCCGAAGCGUGUCGGCAGUCGUCAUCAUCUCUCGUGAAACCGGCGACGUCGUCUGGCACCUCGACAGCACGGUAGUGGCCCAACAGCACUGUGCAAGCGAACUCGAAGAAGACGGCAGCAUCCUGAUCUUCGACAACGGCACCUUCCGUCACCAAGAGAGCUCGGCCUAUUCCCGCGUGAUCCAGGUCGACCGGGCGACGAAGGAGAUCGUGUGGGAGUACCGCGACCGGUCCUUUCCGGGCGCCUUCUUCACCCCUUUUAUGGGCGGCGCGCAGCGCCUGCGGAACGGCAACACGCUCAUCACCGAGGCGGUGUUUGGCCGCAUGUUCGAAGUGACGCCCGACGGCAGCAUCUGCUUCGAGUACAUCAACCCGCAUUUUGCGGACUACAAGCAGCUGAACGCGCCCGGGCUGGAGGAGAUCGGCUUCGACUAUCCCGCCAACGCGGUCUUCAGGGCCUACAAGUACACGCCGGACCAAGUGCCCUGGCUGCGCCUGCCGAAUUAA
Cladophialophora psammophila CBS 110553 is the source of this 1140-nucleotide messenger RNA. RefSeq lists its product as uncharacterized. Lineage: Eukaryota; Fungi; Ascomycota; Eurotiomycetes; Chaetothyriales; Herpotrichiellaceae. The transcript has a single exon. The coding region runs from base 1 to 1140 and encodes 379 amino acids. The record is from RefSeq and is a predicted model, not a curated record.